AUGGACGACGUUCGCAGCAUUAAUUGGCAGAUCGAUCUGCUAAACAGUCAAGUUGUGCUGAAGGGAUGUGAACGGGCUGGAUUUGUGCUACUAACAGCUGCACGGGCCAGCGUGACACAGAAGGUGCAUCGAUGUGUAUGGCGAAAUGGGCAGCUUUUAGGAAAGAAGUCAUGGUCUUCCAUUAUAUCGGGUAUGCAGUACUUUGCGCCCAUUUCUAUUGUCAACGGGCGUACUGUUGAGUCGUUCAGAUGGCUCACAAGAGAGGUGUGUUUCGAGGACUGCAUUUGGAAGUUAACCGAAUGUGAUGGACAAAUUGCUAUUGCUCAAAUACAGAUCAGGAACUUCUUGGAUGAGCGGGUUCAAACUCGACAACCUUCUAUAAGACUAAUGGUUCGCGAUAUGGCUCCAGUUGGAGGAAUAUGCGUGAAGGAAUUGUUUGAAGUAAAUAUUGCGCCGAUGGUAGCCCAGCUCACCUAUCGGUUUUUUGAAAAGAUGAUGCUCUUCUUUUUCCCUGGACGUAACAUUCACAAGGAAGAUAAUCUGGAUGCAGUCGAAGAGGGUACUCCA
Messenger RNA from Ostertagia ostertagi, 567 nucleotides. The record is from the annotation of a GenBank genome assembly. NCBI's taxonomy places the organism in Eukaryota, Metazoa, Nematoda, Chromadorea, Rhabditida, Trichostrongylidae.